UUCCGUUUCCAAUACAGCAAUCCACUUGUGAGCCACAAUCAAAAGCAUUUCUCCAUCAUGUCCCGUUUUGUCCGUGCUUCCAAAUUCCGUCAUGUAUUCGGUGAGGGCACCAAGAAGGAGAGCUGUUUCGACGGGAUUCCAAUCACCAAAUCCGCACACGAUUCAAUGUUCAUUGACGUGAACGACAAGUUUGUUGCCAUCUGCCUGCAGUCGGGUGGUGGAGCCUUUGCCGUACUUAAGCAUGAUCAAGUUGGGCGUCUGGAUAUGAACCACCCCAAGGUUUCAGGCCACAAGGCACCUGUUCUGGAUGUGCAAUGGAAUCCUUUCAACGCAAACAUGGUGGCUUCUGCUUCCGAAGAUUGCACUGUGAAGGUUUGGCUAAUCCCUGAGGAAGGAAUCACAGAGAAUACAGAUACCCCUGCUGUUACGCUCGAGGGUCAUCAGAAGAAGGUUGGACACGUUAUGUGGCACCCCACCGCUGCCGACAUUCUCUUCUCGUCGUCGGCAGAUAACUCUAUCAAGGUCUGGAACGUAGCCACUGGAGAGUGUGUAAACACUUUCGAAUGCCACCCCAACACUGUAUUUCAGAUGUCAUUCAAUUGGGAUGGAAGCAGGAUGGUCACCACUUGCAAGGACAAGAAGGUACGAAUCAUCGAUACCCACUCUGGAGAGGUCCUACACGAGGCUGACGGCCACCCUGGAGCCAAGGCGUCGCGGUGCGCCUGGUUGGGUAAGGAGGACAAGGUACUGACCACUGGUUUCUCCAAGUACAGUGACCGUCAGUACAAGCUCUUUAACGGUGACCUCAGUAUAAUCAAAGAGGAGAACAUCGACACAUCCUCAGGUGUAAUUAUUCCAGUAUACGAUGCCGACCUAAACAUCCUAUAUUUGGGUGGUAAGGGUGAUGGAAACAUCGACUACUACGAGAUCAACGAGACUAAGCCUUUCGUACACAAGCUAUCUAGCUACACCUCAUCCGAACCUCAAAAAGGUUUCGGAUUCCUGCCCAAGCGUGCAUGUGCUAUCAACAAACACGAAAUUGCACGAUUCUACAAAAUGACCUCAAAGAACCUUGUAGAGCCAAUCUCAAUGAUUGUACCACGAAAAAGCGACCAGUUCCAGGAUGAUCUCUAUCCCGAUACAAAGGGAGACACCUCUGCCAUCACUGCCGAGGAUUGGAUUGCUGGAGGUAACGCAGACCCCAUUCUCAUCAGCCUGAAGGAUGGCUUCACCCCAGCUACAAAAGAGUUCGUAGCGCCAGUUAUUGCGCCCAAGCAAGAGGAGUCUAAUGACUCUACGAGUAAAAUAGACUACGAGGCCGAGUUCAAGCGUGUGGAAGCCGAGAAUAAGGCAUUACUGGAAAAGGUCAAGGAAUUAGAGGAGCAACUUAAAAACCAGACUGUCUCCGCUGGUUCUAACUAAGUCACGAGUCUGCUAGGCUUUGGGUACCAGCGACUUGCUAAUGUUCGUUGGGAGAGUCAGAGGGCGAAUCAGUUGGCUAUCAUUGUUUGAUAGACAAACUGUAUAACUAUUAAUAAACAAAAAAAGUCAA
This is a messenger RNA of Sphaeroforma arctica JP610, 1552 nucleotides long. RefSeq lists its product as hypothetical. NCBI's taxonomy places the organism in Eukaryota, Ichthyosporea, Ichthyophonida. The record is from RefSeq and is a predicted model, not a curated record. Gene Ontology annotation, biological process: actin filament organization. The transcript has 6 exons. Gene Ontology annotation, molecular function: actin filament binding. Bases 58 to 1422 code for a protein of 454 amino acids.